Oncorhynchus kisutch (coho salmon) is the source of this 4485-nucleotide messenger RNA. Its product is annotated as splicing factor, suppressor of white-apricot homolog. Gene Ontology annotation, molecular function: RNA binding. The transcript has 14 exons. Gene Ontology annotation, biological process: mRNA 5'-splice site recognition; RNA processing. The coding region runs from base 176 to 2554 and encodes 792 amino acids. Lineage: Eukaryota; Metazoa; Chordata; Actinopteri; Salmoniformes; Salmonidae. The record is from RefSeq and is a predicted model, not a curated record.
CAAACUUUUCCAAAAUGGCUGCCCAUGUCAGAAAUAGGUUUUUGUGAGUAUGUUUAUUGUGACAUUUUAUGUCUCAUUUUAGCCGAGAAAGAAAGACUUUGUACUACAACAAGAAUUGAACGAUAGUAAUAUAACUUAUCUAGGGAGCUAGAUUUCGUUCACGUGCACAUUUGGAAUGUAUCGGCGCGGCGGGGGCAAGAGGGACCACAAUAACAAGCCGGUGAAGAAGGAUGAGAGUGACAGCAAUAAAUAUGCCGAGCUUCUCGUGUUCGGCUAUGCCUGCAAGCUGUUCCGGGAUGACGAGAGGGCUCACUUCCACGAGCAGGGCAAACAGCUCAUCCCAUGGAUGGGGGACAAGAACAUCCUGAUUGAUAGGUAUGAUGGGCGUGGUCACUUGCAUGACCUCUCGGAGUACGACACAGGCUCGUGGAACAGAGACUACCAGCUGUCCGAGGAGGAGGCCAGGAUCGAGGCCCUGUGUGAUGAGGAGAGGUACCUGGCCAUGCACACAGACCUGCUGGAGGAAGAAGCCAGACAAGAGGAAGAAUACAAGCGUCUGAGUGAAGCUCUGGCAGAUGAAGGCACCUAUAACGCAGUGGGCUUCCGCUACAGCGCAGACUACUACGACCCUUCCCAACCCACUGAGGAAGAGGAGGCCAACAGGGAGACGGAAGAAACAGAGCCGCAGGAGAGCGAGGAACCCUUUGUGGCACCCCCGGGCCUGGCGAUCCCCCCCGAUGUGGAGCUGCCAGCGACCACCAAAACCCAUGCCAUCAUUGAGAGGACGGCCAACUUUGUGUGCCUGCAGGGGGCCCAGUUUGAGAUUGUUUUGAAAGCCAAGCAGUCUGGCAACUCCCAGUUUGACUUCCUGAACUUCGAACACUACCUGAACCCCUACUACAAACACAUCCUGAAGGCCAUGAAGGAGGGCCGCUAUACCUCUGCCUCCGACAAGCAGGAUUUACAGGACUCUGAUGAUUCUGAUGAUGAUGGGGAUGGCAACUACCUCCACCCCAGCCUGUUUGCUCCUAAGAAGAGCUCUCGCCUUGAGGAGCUGAUGAAGCCUCUCCAAGUCAUGGACCCAGACCAUCCACUGGCAGCGCUGGUCCGGAAAGCCCGACAGGAACAGAACGGAGCUGCCGCUGCAGCUGCCUCCGCCAUGGCAACCAAGCCAGAGGAAGUACCCGCAGAGCCGGCUGUGCCUGCCACACCGGCAGAGUACGCAGCUGACCCUGACAUGGCAGCGCUGUAUUAUGGGUACUGCAUGCUAUCUGAUGGGACCUACUGCCUGGCUCCGCCUCCCCCAGGGAUAGAUGCCAACGCUUACUACAGCUCCCUACCCUCUGGUAGCAUGCUGGCUGCGCCCUCUUACUCUGGAGCCCCGCCCCCUCCAGGGACCACGCCCCCUCCACCUCCUGAGCCAACCACACGGUUCAUCUACACGGCACCUCCGACUACAUUUCCCAUUAUCCCACCGCCAACUACAGUUCCCAGCCAGGUCCCAGUCCGCCUCUCAACUCCUCCUGCUCCUGUUGUACCUGCUGCUGUCAUACCAGAGACCAGUUCGCGGCCCCCUGCUCAAGUUGCUGUGGCAGCGCCAGCCAUCAUUCCCCCACCCCCUGACAUCCAACCGGUUAUUGACAAGCUGGCUGAGUACGUAGCCAGGAACGGUGUCAAGUUUGAGACCAGUGUCCGCGUCAAGAAUGACCCGAGGUUUGACUUUCUUCAGUCCUGGAACCAGUACAACACCUAUUAUGAGUUCAAGAAGCAUUACUUCAUGAAGAAAGAGGGAAUCAGCCUGCCUGAGUGUGGCUCUCCGUCAGACAGCAUGGGCCCAGGAGAGGGGGAGACUGAUGGCGGCAGCGUGGGUAACUGUCCCUCUGACAAAUUGAUGGAGGGCAAGCUAAUAAAAGCAUCCUUUGCGCCGAUCUGCUUUGCCAUCAAAGCCAAAGAAAACGACAUGCUACCGCUGGAGAAGAACCGUGUGCGGCUGGACGACGACUCGGACGAUGACCUGGACAAGUUGCUGGGGGAGGAGGGUCUGAAGGCCCUCCGAGACGGGGGUGAGAUGGUGGUCAGAGAGGUUCCUGCAUCCCCCGCCCCCGAGGAGAAGAGACCCACUCUCACCCUGGAGGAGCUGGAGGCUAAACAAGCCAAGCUGAAGUUGGAGGACCGUCUAGCUGCGGCCGCCAGGGAGAAGCUGGCCCAGGCCUCCAAGGAGUCCAAGGAUAAGCAGCUGCAGGCGGAGAGGAAGAGGAAGGCAGCCCUGUUCCUCCAGACCCUCCGGAACCCCCUCACUGGAGAACCUGAGACCAGACGGCCCGGCGAGACCCCUGCCAUGCCUGAGAUUCUGCAAUGCCCUCCAGUGGGUGGUGAAGACAGCCCUGUACAUCACUGGGACCGUGCCGCCACCCAUCCAGGACAUCUACUUGAGACCGUGCCGGAGGAGGUCCCGCAGAAUUAUCAAGGACCACACAUACCCCAGCCACGAGCUGUUCACUUCCUUACCAUCGGGGAGACUGGUCCUUCUCAACCAUGCAACAAGAAAAGAUAACAACAUGAACAUAAAGUGUUUGUGUGUGUGUGUGCUCACGCACUCACUCACCACUGGCCACGGUGCACGCUGUGUCCUCUGUUGAAUUGAGUCAAAUCGUUCACUGUGGACAGCCCCAUCUCCUACUCCCCAACCCUUCAAAUCUAUUGAUUUAUUUAUAGAAUAAAUCUCAAGCAAAAAGUUCAUACAUAUUGAUGCCUUUCAAUCUAAUCUCGUAAAUGAUUGAGUAUGAUACAUUCUCUGUGUGUGCACUUACAUGAAGAUGUUUCGGCAGGAGCGUACGCGUGGGUGUGUACGUGCCUGUGUUUGUAAGUACAGUAUGUAUUUUUGCAAGUGUGUGUGUGCGUCUCUCUUUCUCUCUCGUUUCUCUGCUUGUCUCUUUUUCUCUGCCUCCCUCCUUACCCAGGGGCCCUAGUCACUUCCCUCUAGAGUUGCUGUGGCACUCUAAUUGAUUGUGCUCUUUGUCUCUGGGCUGACAUGCUCUGUUCAAAGGAUGGCCUCUCUCCUGGGAGACCUUUGUCUCUCCAGUAGGUAGCUCAGCCUCUUUAAAGGGCCUGCCGGAGCCCAGCCAGAGGCCAGCCGGGCUAAUGGGCAUGAUUAGAGACAAAACCGGGGUGGAGAGCUGAACUGCAGACACCGCAAUACUACUCCCCCUUUCUUCCUCUUGCGUGCGCGCUUGCUCUUGUUCUCUCUUUAUUUUUCUCUAUAUCUUUUGCUCUCUCUCUUUCGGACUCUCCUGGAUACAAAUAUCUGAAGUGUCUGCACUUCAAAUAUUGAUAUCUGAAGUGUCUGCCUGUCCUGGCCCAUAGUCCCCCUGUCUCCCAGCACCUCAGGGAUAUGUGGUUCUUUUCUAAGGGAGACUGUCAGGCUUCUCCUUCUAAAUGGCUUUCAAGCUACAUUUUUAUUAUGGCUUCCAUGAGUGACCUGCCAGUUAAAGAGUCAAUGUGUUGCCGGUUAAGAUCUGUGCUCCACUAACUAAGAUAGGCCUAGCGUAAAACUUCCAUUUUUAGCCUGGGUGUUUAUUUUCUUAAAUCAAUGAGCACAACAGGUGCUUAUUAGAGACAGGCUUCUAUUUGAGCCAGGUGUCUUUAUCCUUAAUGCACACAGCUUUUGCUACUUUGCAUAGUUAAAUGUUUAAUUCCUGCAUUCACUUCCAGCGGUAUACACUACCGUUCAAAAGUUUGGGGUCACUUAGAAAUAUCCUUGUUUUUGAAAGAAAAGCACAUUUUUUGUCCAUUAAAAUAACAUCAAAUUGAUCAGAAAUACAGUGUAGACAUUGUUAAUGUUGUGAAUGACUAUUGUAGCUGGAAAAGGCAGAUUUUUUUAAUGGAAUAUCUACGUAGGUGUACUGAGGCCCAUUAUCAGUAACCAUCACUCCUGUUUUCCAAUGGCAUGUUGUUAGCUUAAUCCAAGUUUAUCAUUUUAAAAGGCUAAUUGAUCAUUAGAAAACCCAUUUGCAAUUAUGUUAGCACGGCUGAAAACUGUUGUCCUGAUUAAAGAAGCAAUAAUACUGGCCUUCUUUAGAAUAGUUGAGUAUCAGCAUUUGUGGGUUCAAUUGCAGGCUCCAAAUGGCCAGAAACAAAGAACUUUCUUCUGAAAUUCAUCAGUCUAUUCUUAUUCUGAGACAUUGUUAAGUGACGGCAAACUUUUGAACGGUAGUAUCUAUGAAAUCAAAUCAAAGUAUAUUGGUCGGGUGCACAGCUUAGCAGAUGUUAUAGCGGGUGUAGUGAAAUUCUUAUGUUACUAGUUUCUAACAAUGCAGUAAAAUGUCAAACAAGUACACAAAUAAUUAACUUUUUUUUAAUGUACUACAAAAAAUACAAGAAAUCUCUAACGUUGGGACGAAUCCAAUUAACAAUCCAAAUAGCACUGUAACAGUAAUCAAAUACUUAUGUCAUGCAAUAAAAUGCAAAUGAAUUACUUAAAAAUCA